Physcomitrium patens is the source of this 3149-nucleotide messenger RNA. RefSeq lists its product as uncharacterized. NCBI's taxonomy places the organism in Eukaryota, Viridiplantae, Streptophyta, Bryopsida, Funariales, Funariaceae. The record is from RefSeq and is a predicted model, not a curated record.
CCCCCUUCGUCUUGUGUAUGCGUUGGUGUUUGUUUGCGUUGGUCUUAGAGAGACGAGUCCUCUUCGUACUUCCUCCUCUUUUCUCCUCUUCUCUCUCCCUCCCUUCCACUCUUGCGCCGAUUGCUGGUGCCAAUAGCGGCCGCGAGCUCGAGUUGAUAAUCACAACGGAUAGAGAAAUCUCUUCCGAGUCUUAAGAGAUAUUUUUGAGCACUUUUGAAUACAAUCCCCGCCUGUAAGGGCGAUUCAAGUGCGCAGAUGUAUGUAUGAGUAUUUUGUGGCGCAGUGGUGAGGUUUGUGAAUGCUUACUAAUAGGAUUUGUCGAUGCGUGGGAUGGAAUAGGAUCUUACUGAGGAUUUUUGGCGGCGUAGCGCGUUCCUCAGAAAUUUUCCCGAUUUUUUUUGGUUUUGGAAGGGAGAAGUGCCUUUUGGUAAUGGUGUUUUGGUCGAGUGGUGUCGGUUUUUUUUUGUUUUUUUUGUUUUUUUUUUCUUCUUUUAUUAUUGCGGAGUGUUUCGUGCAGUUGGAUAAGGGUUUGAGCGUGUAUUUAUUUCGAGGAGCUGAGAUCCUGCGUGGAUAUGCGUCGCAGUGAGCGGUUUCGCCGUCUUAUCUGUUGAACGAAUCCGUUUUGUGUUGCAGGUGUUUUAUUUAUUGAUUUAUUUAUUUUAUUUUUAUUUUUUCUUCUUGUCUUCGUGUUCGUGAGGUUUUUUCUUAUUUAUUUCUUUUCAAAUUUUGUGUGGAUCGUCAUGUGAAGCUCGAGUUUAUCGAAUCAAAGGAGUGCUACACACAGGAGGGUUAUAUUGUUGCCAUGGAUUUUAGAGCUCAACAUGUUGACUUGGAUUCAUUCUCAAUAGCUCCUGCGUUGUGGCGUGCUUCAUUCUGGAUCUUUUUGGCGAUGUCUGCCUCAAGGAUUUUUUAGCCUUCUUAAGGCAAUCUGUUUUUAGUCCCGGUUACUCAUUAUUCCUCUUGAGACCAAUUUCCUAUCCAGCAGUGUCCUAAUUUUAUUCGGAAGAUUUUCGGUCUUCUUUGCUGUGCUGCUUAUUCCUCCGUAUUUCCACCUACAUAUUGGAUUUCUUCGGAUUUGUGUGAAAUCUUUCAACAAUUUCUUUGUGGAAGCCUAACUCCAUUUGGUUGGAGGCAUUUCUCAACGGCGGACACUAUCUUCUCUCUUGCAACGUGGUGCUCUCUCCUAUCCAAUUUCAUUCAGCGUUGCGAUAUUCCAGCCUUGCUAAGCACAGUCAUGCCAACCUCGUAUCUGCUGGAUCGUUUGAGACAGCUGUAGUCAAAGUCUUUUGUGAGACGCUCUACACAUUUCUUUUGCAGUCAAUUUUGUAUUUGGAUGUCUUAUUUUGUCGAGUUAUUUCUCAAGUGCGUCCGUAACACGUCAUUGUCUUGCCGUCUUUCAUAGGCAAAUAUUAUCGGUCUCUGCGGUUAAGCCGAAUGAAUAUGCUAGGUCUAAAUCGUAAAGAGACACCGCCUUGAGAGUUGACUUCUUUCCACAUUCUGUUUCUAUAGCGCUCUCUCAUUCUACUUGUACUGGGCAUUUUUAAAGGAGGUUUCAGCGUUCCAGAGUUUUCCUUUAUUUUAUUGCAGAGUGUCGUAUUUCUUUAGGUCUCAUAUCGUGUCAAUCCCAUCGCCUCUACGCUACCAUUGAUAUUUGGUCUUUCGAGAAAUCGAUUGACGAUUGAACGUUCGAGUUCGUCAUUGUCAACCGCUCGCAAGGUUUUCUCAGGAGAUUAUUCUCCAAAUUUUGGACCUUCUCGCUACAUUGGUCAAUCUUAUCUUCCAACGAUUCCCUCUGUUUUCAUUUAGGGAUCCUUCGGUUAGCGGCGGGCUACCAGAUUAUUUUUGGGGACAACUAAUUUAGUUUAUCUUCUUUUGACCCAUAAUUUCUGGGUUUAUGAUAUUGAAAUCGAGUUUUUCUGUGUUUUAGAAAAAGUCUCAUCGGAGAGGGUCUACUUUCUGGUAUAGGUGGCCUAUCCUGCAGUUUAUUUUCAUUACCCUGGUUUGGCCUCAGCUUCUGCUAUCCCUGAUUUAUUUCCAUUUCAUUUCCGAGGUCGAAUCCACUCUGCGUGCGUCUCAGCAUUGUCCCAACCGGCCUAUCCAGGUUUUGUUAAGCGUUUUCGAUUUAUUCUGAACGACAGAGCCAUCAUCCGCCAGUUCAAUCCAGAUGGGCCGGGCAAAGAUAGUUUACAAGAAGGUUACAAACGGUGGACCUGCUGAAUCCAAGGAAAUUGCUGCGAGUAGUGCGUCGAGUCCUGCUCCUGCUCCGAAAAAAAGAGGUCGGCCUCGGAAAAUUCCAAAGGAAGAGGUUCUUGCUCCUGUUGUAGAGGAGUUAAAGGCUGAAGUGGUGAGCAACGACAUAUCCCAGUUGUCUGUGACGGACUCGGGAAAGAAACGUAGUCGCACAAUGAAUGGAGACGAUUCCUCAGCCGAUAAGGUUGAUGAAAUCAACAGGGACGAACCAAUCAAGCCAGUGAUUACCAGACGUCAGGGUAGCCGGAGGAAGAGCGAGCCUAGGCGGGCUGCAGGAGCGUUUAUGGACAGCAACUGACGCAGAAUUAUGGCCACCAACAUCCCAGUUUGUUUUCGCAGUUUUGUUUGUGGGAAGUAUCCCAAAUUCUUCUCCAGUUUUGUAGUGAUGCCUCACUCGGUAGCCACCGUUCCGUGAGGCAAAGCAACUUCCAAACAUAAACUCAGGCAAGAUUGAACUUAUUGCUUCUCAUGGUAAAAUUGAGUGAAUUUAUGUUACCUUUGGUUGUGAUCUAUCUUUCGGGCAGCCCUCGUGGGUGAAGUGACGGAGUGGAUGGAGUUGAAUCGCACAGACUUCACCAAGUCUCUGAGCUAACUCAUAAAACGUAUCUACGUGAAUGAUUUUUCUACAUUCCUUUAUCAGGCAAGGCUGCCACAAAAAUUAACAGGCGAGCUAUUAUUGGAGUUAAUUACAGAAUAUGUGUUUAGCGCUGCUGCUAGGACGUAGACGAUAGUUUAGGUUUACUAUGAGCCUUUGUUCAAGUAAAUCCCAAUGAACUGAUUGGUAGAGGAUCAUGCCGUUGAUACUGCAUCUCCUGGAUGCUAUGUUAGUCUCUCAUGGCUUUGACGAAAUCAAUACAGAGCUUGGGAUUUUUAAAUGCCUGGCAUCUAUAUUCUUCUUA